Arachis stenosperma is the source of this 665-nucleotide messenger RNA. Its product is annotated as olee1-like protein. The coding region runs from base 31 to 537 and encodes 168 amino acids. Lineage: Eukaryota; Viridiplantae; Streptophyta; Magnoliopsida; Fabales; Fabaceae. The record is from RefSeq and is a predicted model, not a curated record. The transcript has 2 exons.
AGCAAAACAAAACAAAAGUUGCAAUUCAAAAUGGAGAAGCACAGCGUGAUCCUUAUCUCCUUCUUUUGCUUCUUAUCACUUUUCGGUUCUGCUUAUUCUAAUGAACGCUUCUAUAUUGAGGGCAAAGUAUACUGUGACACAUGCCGCCUCCAGUUCAUCACCAAGCUCUCCGAGUUCCUUGAAGGUGCAACUGUGAGAGUUGAAUGCAAGGAACAAGAGGGAGGCAACGUUACUUUCAGCAAAGAGGCAGUGACUGACUCUAACGGAAUCUAUAAACUGGAGGUGGACGGUGACCACGAAGAUGAGUUAUGCGCCGUGAAGCUGGUGAAGAGCCCAAGGAGCGAUUGCUCAGAAGUUGACUCAGAGUUGCACCUUGACCAAUCUGCAAGGAUCAGCAUCACCAACAACAAUGGAAUCGUUUCCCCUUACCGCCAGGCCAACCCUCUCGGUUUUCUCAAGAAGGAACGUCUUCCUGAUUGUGCUAAGAUCCUCAAGGAGCUUGGAAUUCGUGAAGAUGGUACCCCCAAGAAUGAUUAAGCAUCACACUUUAAUUUCAUAUCCCCCUUCUCGCACUUCUUGGCUUUAAUAAAUGACGAGGGGCUUUUUUUUCUUUCAUUCUUUCCUUUUAUUAGAAUCACACGAACUGUAAUGAUAUAAUAUAAGGU